Molecule: messenger RNA, 1117 nt
Organism: Ctenocephalides felis (cat flea)
Lineage: Eukaryota; Metazoa; Arthropoda; Insecta; Siphonaptera; Pulicidae
Product: gastrula zinc finger protein XlCGF8.2DB-like
Exons: 1
Coding region: 23-1117 (364 amino acids)
Biological process (GO): regulation of transcription by RNA polymerase II
Cellular component (GO): nucleus
Molecular function (GO): RNA polymerase II cis-regulatory region sequence-specific DNA binding; DNA-binding transcription factor activity, RNA polymerase II-specific
Source: RefSeq, a predicted model, not a curated record
CAGAUAUUAGGAAUUAUUGACAAUGUGCAACAUGUCUCAAGAAAUAGAUUCUUUUUCUUUACCAGAAAACCUAACAAAUUAUGUCAAAAUGAACAAUACAACGUCCAGACAAAAAUAUUCCUUAGAUUUUGAAGCAGAACCUCUAGAUUAUACAGAAGAAGACGAAAGUGGUGUUGAAAAUGGUUCUGACGACCACCAAAUAUCACAAUAUGUACAAGCAACACUCGAACAAGAAAUCAUUAUUGAAAAUGAUUCUGAUGACCAAGAUAAAUCCUUCACAUGCACUUAUUGCCAAAAAGUAUUCAUGCGUGCAGAUAUUCUAGAUGUACACACCAGAACCCACACCAGACAAAACCCUUAUGCCUGCGAUAUAUGCCCCCAAACAUUCUCCAACACAAACGACUUAAUAAAACACCAACUAAUCCAUUCAGGAGCGACAUGUUUCGAAUGUGGCGUAUGCAACAAAGCCUUUACACAAAAAAAGAACUUAAGACAACACAUGAUAACACAUUCUGGUAAACGUCCUUUCAAGUGCACACUGUGCCCUAAGACAUUCAUCAAAAAAGCACAUGUUUCACAACACAUGACUUCACACACUGGAGAACAGUCUCAUAAAUGUGGUACAUGUGGUAAAAUGUUUGUCCGGUCAGAUUCUUUAAAGCAUCAUUUAAAAAUACACACCGGAGAAAUGCCUUUUGAAUGUGAGGUAUGCAACAAAGCCUUUAGAAGAAGAACUAAUUUAAAAAAACACAUGGCUAUCCAUAGUCCAAAAAAACCUUUCAAGUGCGAAGUGUGUGGUAAAGCCUUUACCAGAAUGGAUAGUUUGAAGACUCACAUGCACCAUCAUUUAGAAACAAAACCUUUUAAAUGUGUUUUGUGCGAAAAGGAGUUUACAUUGGAAAGAUAUUUAAAGAAACACAUGAGCAGUCAUGUGGGGGACAAGAAUUUUAAAUGUGAUGUGUGCGAGAGAGCUUUUGCACGAUCUGAUAAUUUAAAACAACACAUGAAAACACAUUGUACAGAUUUUGAAUGUGAAAUAUGCUUUAUGAAGUUUACUUCGUCAAAUAAGUUCACAAGGCAUAAAAAAACACAUUACGAGGUAGAAAUACAAGACUGA